Molecule: messenger RNA, 720 nt
Organism: Hevea brasiliensis (rubber tree)
Lineage: Eukaryota; Viridiplantae; Streptophyta; Magnoliopsida; Malpighiales; Euphorbiaceae
Exons: 2
Coding region: 99-500 (133 amino acids)
Source: RefSeq, a predicted model, not a curated record
GUUAUUAAUAUUUUUAGCAUUAAGGAGAGAAACCCAAGGGGGGAAGAACCCAAAAUACACUUGCUGCUGCAGCUGCAAGGGUUUUAAGGGUGAGAAAAAUGUCGAUUCUGUGGGAGAAGAGCGAAACAUGGAGAUGGAUUGUGAGGAAGACAAGGGACUCUAAGUCUUUCUUUUUCACCUUCGCCACCGUCUGCGGCGUCGUUCCUGGUGUCAUCGGCUAUUGCGUUAUGCAGCUCACAAACUCCCGCAACCCUGAGCUUGAGGCCCGCCUCCGUCAGAACGCCCGCCCUGAAUCCCUAAUGAUGGGGAAAGUUAAUCAAGAGAGACUAGCAGAAUACUUGGGGGAGCUGCAGCGAAAGCAGGAUACAAAUGAUCGAUAUGUUGCUGCUCUGAGAGGGGAGACAUUAACCAGGAAUCCUUACGUAAGAAUUCAACCGAUACAAAAGCAGGGCAACACGGAACCUGACAAGGAGCAGAAGAACGAAAGGGACAAAAAGUAGAUUAAUAUAUGGGUCUUUGCUGAUAUAUGACUUUCUGUUUCUGAGUAUUAUUAUACGGUGGCUGAGCAACAACACUAUCACUUUCUUGGUGUCAUGCAAACCUCGUGUGUUUGUUUUGUAUUCUGUAAUUUUUAGGGCUUUUUUUUUUUUUUUCUCACCUGCUGUCCAAUCCAUGUUACAAUUUUCUUGGUAGCUGAUGGAUUUCAUUACUUACGCUUGA